This is a messenger RNA of Adineta steineri, 1758 nucleotides long. Lineage: Eukaryota; Metazoa; Rotifera; Eurotatoria; Adinetida; Adinetidae. The record is from the annotation of a GenBank genome assembly.
AUGGAUCAAGUAAUGACAAGAUCUAGUAGUACAGAAGAUCUCUGUUCAAUAGAUACAAUAGAUGCGGAUAAUACAUUAUCAUUACCUAUUCAUCAAAUAGAUCCUGGAGAUGUUCAUAAUCAAAAUAAAGAACUUCAAAAACGAGUAGAAGAAUUAACUAAACAAUUAAAAGAAAGUAAAUCAUCUGAAAAACGUGCUAAUGAUGAAUAUGAGAAAUAUUAUCAAAUGUAUAAUCGUACAAACGAACGUUUUGUUACAUUUGAACGUAAACAAUUAGAUCAAAUGCAUCGUAUAUUAAAUAAACUAACAAUAGAUCAACAUAGAACAUUUGCUGUAAAUCAAGAUAAUUAUCUACGUCCACGUCGAGCUUUUACUAAUCCUUCUACAUCUAUUUUAUUACCAUCUUUAUCAAAUCAAGAUCAAGAAGAUAUAAAUUCAACAGAAACUGAUUUAAAUAAAACUGAAAACGAAUGGACAGCUUUACUGACACAGAUAUCCGAUAUAAUGGAAUUUUCAGAAAAAUUUACUGAUAAAUAUUCUCAACAAACUGAUGAAAAUAAUCAAUUACGUUUAUUAAAUCAUCAAAAACAAGAUGAAAAUAUCAAAUUACUUUUUGAUAUAUCAUUAAUAAAAGCUGAAUAUGAACAAGAACAACAAAAACGUCAUCAAGUCGAACAUCAAUUUGAUGAAGUUAAUAAAGGCAUCGAACAAGAUCGAUCCAAACGUUUGCAAAAAUUAAGAAAUUAUGCAACAUUAGCUGAUGAUGAAGGCGACAUAUUGUUAUCAAGUUUAAUGAAGAAAGCUGAAAAAAAUGAUACUGAUUUUCGUGAGAUAAAAGUACAUUAUGAAAAUUUAUUUAUGGAACAAGUUAAUCAAACAAAAAAGUUAAUCAAAGAACGUGAAUUAUCACAAUUACAUAUUCAAAGACUUGAACAAGAAAAUAUUCUACUUGCUUCAAGAACAAAUAAUGAUGAAACAAUUAAAUUAUUAACUUAUUCAUCUCAAACACCAACUUCAUAUGAUGAAGCAUGUAAUUUAAUAACUCAAUUACGCGAACAGAUUAUUCAACAAAUUAAAAUUCAAGAUACACUUAAAAAUGAUAUCCAACAAUUACAACAUUGUCAUGAAACUGAUAUACAAGAACGAAAAGAAAUGGAAGAAUUAUUUAAUAGAGAUUUAACUGUUGCUAAAGAUGAAAUUCUUGCUUUACAAAGUCUACGAGAUGAAUAUGAACAUAUAGUAAAUCAUAAAAAAGAUCUUGAAAAACAACUCGAAGAUCGUAUUAAUGAAUUAUCAACAAUAAAAACUGGAACUACAUCAUUAACAAAUGAAUUUAAAGAAAAACUUGAACGAAUUAAUUCAGAAAAAGAAAAGCUUAAUGAAGAUAAUGCUGGAUUACGUAUUCAAGUACAUAAAUUAAAAAUGGAUUAUGAAAAUAGUGAAUCUGUUCAACAUGAUUUUGUUAAACUUUCACAAUCAUUACAAGUUCAAUUAGAAGAAUUUCGAAAUUCUCAAUAUGAAUUACGUUGGCAACCUGAAGAAGAUUUUCCGGAUUGUCAACGUUGUCAUACAUCAUUUUCAGUUACUUGGAGAAAACAUCAUUGUCGUCAUUGCGGUAAAGUUUUAUGUAAGGAUUGUACUAACAAAACUGUUUAUUCUGGUCCAAAUAAUCGACCUUCUCGUGUAUGUGAUGUAUGUUAUACAUUAUUGGAAAAACAUGCUCAACCGUAUUUUCUUACUGCUAUGCCGAAAUAUUGA